AUGCCACGCUACUUGUGGAAUUCUACAUACAGUGAUGCAAGAUACCAAAAUUCCACGUCUUGGGGCUCGAAAUCUGCCAUGGUUUCUAAUGGUUUAAUGAAGUCAAAUGGUUUUAGUUACCAAAGAUUCCCAAAUUACCCUCUUGAUAUACAGUCAACAUCUAAUAUCUCUCGGUCGUUUCUCCAGACUCCACAACUCUGCUCAGUGAACAAGUCUGGAGGUGUUGCAAAGGGUAUCAACCAUGCUCAAAUUUCUCAUCUUUUCUCUAUCAAAACCAAGACUAAAUAUGAACAAGCUAAAUUCUACAUCAUCAAGUCAUACAGUGAAGAUGAUGUUCAUAAGUGUGUUAAAUAUGAUGUUUGGUCAAGUACACCAAAUGGCAACAAGAAGUUGGAUAUUGCUUUCCUUGAGGCCGAAGGAAAAAGAAGAGAAACAGAAGAAUUCAAAACCAGGAGACGUAUUAUUGAGCAUAAAUGGGUCCUUGGAUCCGACUUCAUCUCUCACCAAUCUUACAAGAAACCUGUCUCUCAAUACAAACAUCCCAAAAAACAAGCCUCCGGUGUAGUUAUGCUUGUGUAG
Molecule: messenger RNA, 579 nt
Organism: Lactuca virosa
Lineage: Eukaryota; Viridiplantae; Streptophyta; Magnoliopsida; Asterales; Asteraceae
Source: the annotation of a GenBank genome assembly